AUGAGAUUUAAAACUCAAAUUAAAAAAGGUGAUUGGGUUGCUCUAGGGGCAGAUACUUCAAGCCAAGAACAAUCAAAUUCAACUCAAAAUUAUGGAGCUGCCAUUAGUUUUGUGUCAAUUCCUUUUAAUUUGGAGAAAAUAACAUUUCAAAAUUUUCCAGUUACUUUUAAACCGGUUGCAGUUUAUUGUAGAUUGAUAGCGGAACUACAAAUUGGAGGAGAGGGGCUCUAUCAAACUGAUCAGUACUAUGGAUUCACACCUGAAUGUGUACGAAUGGUUCAUCCGAUACGAACCUGUCACAGUUCAAACAUUACACAGGCUACUAGAGAUUAUAGUAUUGGCCAUGAUUUCGAUUAUGGCGAUUCCAUUCCAAAUUCAACUAUAAAUCCCUAUAAUCUACCUGCCAACUUGCCAGCUGGCUAUUAUGGUGUAUUUCAAGAUAGAGUUUUAUACAUGUACCGAUUUAAUUUAAAUGAAAACAAAUCAACAGAUGUAGAAUCAGCUUUACAACAAAUGGGGUUCCGACAUAAUGUAACCUAUGGUUCAUACACUGACAACCAAAACAUUAAAUAUAUCUUUUGUUUUGUAGAAGUACACAAGAAUGCAAUCCAUUUCUUCCCACAAGAAAAGGCAAUUAAUACAAACAUAAAAAUGGAAGACGUCUGUUCAUUAUACUUUAAUUCUAGAAGAAGAAAUGAUAUUCUUGAACUUUCAAAUUGUGAUCCAAAAAUAUAA
Messenger RNA from Cavenderia fasciculata, 735 nucleotides. RefSeq lists its product as uncharacterized. Lineage: Eukaryota; Evosea; Eumycetozoa; Acytosteliales; Cavenderiaceae. The transcript is spliced from 2 exons. Bases 1 to 735 code for a protein of 244 amino acids. The record is from RefSeq and is a predicted model, not a curated record.